This is a messenger RNA of Brassica oleracea var. oleracea, 243 nucleotides long. RefSeq names its product defensin-like protein 22. Gene Ontology annotation, cellular component: extracellular region. Gene Ontology annotation, biological process: defense response to fungus. The transcript is spliced from 2 exons. Lineage: Eukaryota; Viridiplantae; Streptophyta; Magnoliopsida; Brassicales; Brassicaceae. The record is from RefSeq and is a predicted model, not a curated record. Bases 1 to 243 code for a protein of 80 amino acids.
AUGGCCAGCAUGAAAGUUUUUUCGUUUGCAUUGUUCCUCGUCCUCGUCUUCGCCAUUGAUGUUGAAGGAUAUGGGUUAGAAGCAGGUGCUUCGUUGUGUUGCAACACUCACCCGAAAUUUGGAAAGUGCAACCCAAGCCAUGACAAAGAGAGAUGCAACAGUUGGUGUCUCAAUGGAUGUGCCAACGAAAAAGGCGGUUACUGCAAACCUAACAACGGAGGACAAUGCCACUGUUAUUGUUAA